AUGGGUUGGUCGACGACACCGGGCGACGGGGGUCUGUUUUGGCGACAGAAGCCGCUUGACAUCGACCUCACAACGCCGGGACAGAAUCGAGAACCCUCCGCUGCGACACAAGAACAAAAAGAAGUUUGUGAAGAAGACGAAGAACCGGCGGAGUUGAACUCGUGCCCGGACAGGGGUGGCGACUUGACCGGUCCAGGCGCGGCACGUUCGGCAGAGGAGGACGGGAUGCCGGAGUGGUCGCACACAAGCCUCUCUGUCUCCAGACAACCCGCACGUUCCGGGAGGGGCCAGACAAAGCGAGCCCCCGGGUGGGGGCCUUCUGCCGGGCGGUACUCCAAAGUUGGAGGGGUGAGCAGGCUCCGGCUUGCACUGCAAGGAGGCAAGUCUUCGAUCUUUGCCCACGGGGCGUCGACGAGACCGCUCGUUUUGGCGAGAGAGUCCCCGGGAGGUGGGUGGCACGACGGCCGCGAGCUCGAAACGGUCCCCGAAGGAUCGGGGGCAACCGAGAUGGCGCCAGACGCAACAAAGGAAGAAAUGUCGGAUUUCCUCGGCGACAAUGAAUGCGGAGAAGAAACAUCCCCAGACGGGGCAGCGGGAGGGCCGAGAGCGGAGUCGGCCUACGGCGAUGACCGCGGCAACGCUGCAGGCGUUUCUCGUGGCGGAGCGACCGACCACCGGUUAUCGUCGUCUCCGCUACCCCCGCGGUCUCCGCGAAUCUACCACCCGAGCCCCAAGUCCGAGGGUAGCGAUGAUGACGACCCCGCCGGCGUGUCAAUAAAGUCCCCUUCUUCCGUGUCGGACGUGGGGUCAUCUGAUGAAUCGGGGUUCGAGUCAUCUUCCGCGUCCGGCCGACCUCUACCUGGUGAAAAUGGGACAAGUGCAAGAUCUCGUACGGUUGUCUUGGUCAAGGGGAAGGGGGCCGGGGGAAGGGUAAGCAGCAGGCGGGGCGGCAACGCCGCCAUGCGCAGCAGGAACAGGGCGGCGCUUGAACGACGUGCUGCCAGUUGCGGUGGCGGUGGUCGCCACGAGAUAUGCGCCAUCCUGGGCGGCGGAAACGACGGGGCCGGGUUCAGCGACGGCGGCGUCGUGGUCGGGCAUAACCAGGGCCUAACGGCCAAGCGACUCCGGGUCGUCGGACACCGAGCAUUCCUUCUCCGUGGAAAACGUCGGCAGCCUUCCGGCUGCGGGCACAGCUGCUGCUUCAACGUCAAUUGCUCAAGAGGGGAUGAGGGAGGGGAAGGAUGGAGAAGAAGGGCAGGAAGGCGAACAACCCUGUCUUUUCGAGAGCCUUAUCUCGGGGGAAGAAAUCAGCAUCGAGUUCGAGUCGGUAUUCCAGCGCACUGGGACCUGAGGCCGUUGAGCAACCAGCCCACCGCCGCGGAAGCGAGCGGGCGUGACGUCACUCCCUCGGCAAACCGUCGAACCUGGGGAAUAUACGACAACGAGAGCGACGACACCAACAGAAGCAGCGGCGGCGGGAGUGGGGCAGGAAGCUGGAUACGAUCGGUGUUUUCUUCUUCUCCUUCUGGUGGCAGAAGAGCGGGAGAAAAGCCUCCAGCUCACGUUUCCCCAAGGCCUAGAUCGAUCGACCCCGGUCCUCGCCGUGGCAAUCUUUCGGCGAAGUCGUCCUCGUCCGUGGAGGAAGAGAGAACGUUGUCGGGUCCUGCCGGUACCAUCCCCGACGGAGACGAUGAUGCCAACUGCCUGCAGGAUGUCACCGGUACCGCCAAGGAGGGAGGAACGACGCCAAUACCCCACGGGAGUGUCGAGGGGCGAUUGGCACCUCAGGUUCUAGCCUGCUACCCUCCAGAGGCGACCCUUCCUUUCAACGUGUCGGACUACUGCUUCCCGCAAGGCGUUCAAGCGACAAGGAUCGACGCACGGGCAUCCCAGAGCAGCCUCAACAAGGUGCUCUAUCAGCCGGGCGCCUGUCAGCGUGGGAGCCAGUCCUUCGUCUUCAUGUUCUCAGGGGACCACGGUUUCCGAGUCGCCGGGGAGGCCCGGAACCACAGGACGUACGGCGUGUGCGUCACCUACCCGAAGGUCAUGCCUUCCCGCGAGGUUAGCCGCAAUGGAUCCGAAUGCGGCAGGUCCCCACAGGGUGACGAUGACGAUGAGGAGGACAAGGAUGGUACGGUAUUGACGGUGGCGCCGUUAGCCGAAACGUCCGGUACGGCGCCUGGGACAGUGAAGAACGGGGGAGAUGAGAACGGCAGAGGGGCACGGGGGCAGUCGCCGCCUCGCACCAGGGGGGGGAGGAGGGGGAGGCGCGGUGGUGGAUACAAGGGAGGCGGCAGCAGCGGAGCAGACGUGCAGGUGUGGGGGUGCUACUGCUUGUUGAGCCGCCUGCCCCUCUUCGACCUCCACUUCCAAAUUCUCUGGGACCUCCUUGCAGCAGAAAGGAUCAUGCGUAUGAAGUUGACCGCAGAGCGGCGGGGUGGCCUUACCGCCUCCGAUGAGAUAGCCGAGGCCGCGCUGUUAUCUAAUCGGGUGGAGGAGUUGCUGCUUGCUGUCUCGAGAAGGUAUAUGCGACAGGCUGUGCCGGCUCCUGGAGAAACGGUACGCUUCCAAGUCCACCCCGACCUACCGGAGAUACACUACCAGCGAGGAGCCAUGGCGGAGUUCCACGGGGGGCAUCAGAUCAAGAACUCCGGGCCCAACAACAACAACGUGGGCUUUGCUAGCUACGACAGUUUCGCCAGCCUGAGGGGAGAUUGCAUUCCGCCGCACGUCAAGGACGGUCGCGAGAUGAUCGAUGGCGUCGCGGCAUGGGCGUUACCAGGCACGCUGUCCCUCAUUCCCGUCGACAUCCUUGUGGCGGUCGUGGGUGCUCUCAUGUGCGAGUAUCAGGUGAUCGUCGUGAGCGAGAAUUUGGGGCUCCUAUCCUCGGCCGUUCUCGCCCUCGCCGCGCUGACCCGGCCCCUCCUGUGGGUGCACCCGCUGGUGCCGGUGAUGCCGAUUGACAUGGCUGAGGUGCUUUCAGCCCCGGUGCCGUAUCUAAUUGGGACGCCUCGGCUGGUGGCAGGGGGGGGGGGCGGGGGACGCGUCCAUGGACCGCUAAGUCCAGGACAGGUUCUCCUCGACGCUGACGAAAGAAAGGUGGUUUUUGCUCAUGCCGAAGAUGCCUCGCGAACCGAGCUUCCAAGAUCUCGGGCCCUGCUAGCACGCCUAGCCCCCCUCGCGAAGGUUCUCGGCGAAAGCUGCGUGGGCGUAAAGAGAGAAACCCCGUUGCAUCUCGCCAGCGGAAGCCAGGCGGCAGCUUCCGAGGUGGUUCAGGCUACAGUGGCCGCGCACAUUUCCGCUGUCUGCACGACGGCGCUGAGACACCGGAAAGAGAUUAUUGCCCCCACGAUCACCCCUACGUCAAUGCUAGACGCGGAAGGGCUGACACCCACGUCUAGCUUCACCGAGUCCAUGUCCAGUGCAGACGCGACGGUCGACGGUGAUGAUGCCGGUCACGCUGGCGGCGAGGCCCUCGAGCGCGGUGGUGGUGUCGGUGGUCCACACGCUGGGAGCUGCGGCGGCGGUGACAGCAGUGCCGACAGCUGCGACCACAACGGUGUCGGUGGUGGCGACGUCGAGCCGGCGGCACAUGAUGACGCCGACGACGACUGGUGGGAAGAGGACGAAGAAGACAGUGAGGGCAAAGGCGGGUGCGAGAAGAAUAGCGGUCAAACUGAGACGGCCGCGUCUGCAACCCAUGGCGCGUGGUGGGGAACAGCUGGGAAAGGAGAAAAAUCACAAGGAGGAGGAGGAAGAGGAGGAGGAAGAGGAGGGAGAGGAGUUGGCAGCGGCACUAGCAGGUGGAUGCGUCGACGAGAGCGGGAGGCACCGUUCCUUCGCCUGCUUGUCCGGAGUCAGGCGUUUGAAGUAUUCCGUGCUGCGACCGCGGAGAAGCAAUGA
Ectocarpus siliculosus is the source of this 3903-nucleotide messenger RNA. NCBI's taxonomy places the organism in Eukaryota, Phaeophyceae, Ectocarpales, Ectocarpaceae. The record is from the annotation of a GenBank genome assembly.